AUGCUGCCCACUGCCCGUCGAAUUCGACUGUGGCUUAUGACAUUGUUCCAGUCGUUACAAGCCAGCAUUAUGGCUAUCCUCGAGACUCUUCGAGCAGGGCUUUGGAGCGAACAAAACUACCAGCUUCUUGAGGGAGCUCGAGAGACAUCAUCUUACUACUAUGCACGCACGACAAGGAGGACUUGGACCAUGGCUGUUUCUGUAGCAGCAGUGAUUUUCUUCCUUUGGGGUUUCCUGUUACCUCCGACAAACUUCAGCCGCAUUGUCAAUGAGCGUUUGUGCGAUCAUCCCAUCUCCAUACUUGCGUCCGAUGCCUCGCAAGCGUUCAAUGAAACUUUGACGCGCCAGUCCAAGUCAUUAGACGAGGCAGUAACGGAAUACCGUCGACGUUAUAACAUGCCACCACCUCCCCACUUCGAUAAAUGGUACGAGUUUGCGAAGCAGCGGAACACGGUUUUGAUCGAUGAAUAUGAUACGAUAUACCAUUCCAUGCUGCCUUUAUGGGGGCUUUCGCCGAGUGUAAUCCGUUCGCGUGUCAGAGAGGACCUGGGCUUCGAUAACGUGGUGAUGGGUAUCUCUAUUCGCAAUGGCGAGCCCAUUCACCUGGGCAAUGGCCAGGGAAACUUCCAACGGGACGCCGCAAUGAAGCAAUUCAACAAAUUUGCUCAAUGGCUGCCGGAUAUGGAUCUCGAGUUCAAUGUCCACGAUGAGCCGCGGGUCGUUGUUCCUCACGAGGAGUUACACAGACUGGUAAUGAAAGGCUAUGCAGCUCAGGCUAGGUUGAACGGCAACUCAUCAUUGUUGAAUCAUUUUUCCGACAAUAAUAGCACUGCGCAGCCUAUCCCAGAAGUAUUCAGUACCAGGUUUAUUAAUCUCGAACGGCAAGAAACCUGGCUUUAUUCCCGACUAUCGUGCCCACCCGACAGCCCGACCAUGAACCUCGAUGGCAACGCGCCAGACAAUACUAGUGCAUUUGCCAUCGAGCCAUUGGGGUUUGUGUUCAAUCAAUCCGCCUCUAGCGAUAUCUGCAAUAGUCCCUCGCUACAACAUCGCCUUGGAAUAUUCGAGCGGCCCAAUGCCUUCAAGCUCACGAACGAGCUAGUCCCUAUGUUCUCAAUGUCGCGUCCAUCUUCAUUCCAAGAUAUCCCUGUCCCUUCACCAUGGUACUACGAGGAAGUCGGAGGCUAUGAACCAGAACCCGAUAUCCCUUGGGAGUCAAGGGAAGGACAAAUAUACUGGCGAGGAACUACUACCGGAGGACACAGUCAUGGUGGAUCCUGGCAAAAUUUGCAGCGACAGCGAGUGAUUGCAUCGUUAGAACGCAGAUUGGGACAUCAUAUUUUGGAACGCAAGGAAGAGUUCACUUGCAGCAUCGGGGGUGACAAAGGAUGGAAAGUUCGCGAGGCAAAUCAAACAGAGCUCAUCGGAUAUUUCAACGCCCAUUUUGUUGAUAUAGUCGAUUGUGAGGAGGACUGUUUCGACGAGCGGACGUUCUUUGAUGUCGUGGACCGGGAUGAUCGCAAUGAGGCGUGGAAAUACCGCUACUUAUUGGAUAUGGAUGGCCACGCCUACAGCGGGCGAUUCUAUGCCUUCAUGCGGAGCAAGAGCAACGUGCUCAUCCCAUGGGUCCACUACGUGCCGCUCAACAAGGAUGCCAACGAAAUCCCUGAGAUUGUGCGAUUUUUCGAGCAGGACCCUGCCGGCCAGGAGAUUGCUCGCACGAUUGGCGAGGAAGGGCAGUCAUGGGCUGCGAAGACACUCCGGAAUGAUGACAUGGAUGUCUAUAUGUUCCGGCUUAUGAUAGAAUACGCCCGUGUGCAAGACGACCAACGAGAGAAUCUGGGUUUCAUUUCCCUGGUUCCGUUGGCUGAGAGCUUAUCCCAGCACUCUUACUGA
Molecule: messenger RNA, 1896 nt
Organism: Penicillium canariense
Lineage: Eukaryota; Fungi; Ascomycota; Eurotiomycetes; Eurotiales; Aspergillaceae
Exons: 3
Coding region: 1-1896 (631 amino acids)
Source: RefSeq, a predicted model, not a curated record